Molecule: messenger RNA, 702 nt
Organism: Zasmidium cellare ATCC 36951
Lineage: Eukaryota; Fungi; Ascomycota; Dothideomycetes; Mycosphaerellales; Mycosphaerellaceae
Exons: 1
Coding region: 1-702 (233 amino acids)
Source: RefSeq, a predicted model, not a curated record
AUGCCUUCCAGAACCAGGCCUCGCGUGGCCAUGUACAACACUCCAGCCAUUCGCACAGGCGGCUUCGGUGCUCUCCAACUCGAAGCAGUAACAAACCGUCCUCUCUCCAUCGCCCGUCGCCAUCUCGCCGCCAGCCAGUUGCGCAUGCGCGACAUCGAACCCCAUGAACUGAGCUCCAGCGAAUGGGUCCGUUUCCUUGCCAUGGAAGACCACGAGCGCGACCGCUUCAUCUCUGACUUCACUCGUCGACGCCGUGGCUCCUCGAGCUCAUCGUCCGAAGAAGAAACGAUUCCAUACGACCGCCAGCUCGCAUACGAUAAGGCAGAAGAGGCACGGCUCGAAGCUGAAGAAGCGAGGAGACAAUCACCCGGUCCUGUGUCUCCCACCCCACGACCUACCAUGAUGGCUUCGAGGGGCUCGACGCCGUUCGUGAGUCUCUGGGCGAGGAACUUCGACGAGAUUGAGAGGAACGAGAGGACGGAUACCGGGCCUAGCGAUUAUACCGCCAGAAGGCCGAUGCAUACUCGCAGGGCCGUGGAUGUCCCUGAGGCUGCGCCUCCAUCGUACGAUGUUGCAGUGAGGUCAGGAUCGCCUCCGCCAGCUUAUGAGCCAAGAUCUGAUGACGAGGGCGAGGGAAGCAGUGGAGGAAGGAGGGAGAGGAUAAGGAGGUGGAGCAGUCAGUAUUUACUGAAUCGGAUCUGA